GUAUCACACUUUCCCACGGCACCUCUCCCUUGACCUCAAACUUCAGAUUUUUGUUAGGACCAGUUCUGCCUUGGAGAGUGCACUAAACGUUUGCCUGACCACAAGUUCAAGCGGCGUGUUUUGCAUUUUCGUCAAUCCUUCCUAUUUGGGAAGAGCAAUAUCGUCUGUCCCAAACCCACUAGGGCACCAACAUGAUCAUGGAUAACGACAUUCUGCGCGCAUGGCUACUCAUUCACGAGCUGAGCGACCAGCUCGCUCAUAACCAGAAGAUAUCAACUACAAUACAUUCACAAGCAGCUGCAAUUAAAGACCAGGCUAUACACGCCAGCUCAGGUUUUGCUCUGAGGCGCUUUAAUACCGAUAUUUCCAAAGAGGUUUUUGACUCCGAAUUGGAGCGCAUGAACGCCCAAUUCAUUAUUGAGAACCAAACCCUACUUCACGAGAACAAGCAAUUCAGUAUCCUUCUCAAAGAAUAUGAAAGUACUAUGGAAACCAUUAUGUCCAAAUUCCGGAAUCAUGCAUUAGCAGCUCAGCAACACGAGCUUACCCUGACACGCCACUAUGAAGGCCUACUCCUGGCCUGUGACUCUCAGAAUCAGUACGCGGACCUGACUUCCGAAACUAAAACCGCAGUAGGCCUUCAGCGCCUCGCUCACACUCUCCGUGCAUUGCAUCGUUCCAUGUCUGGCGAAGAGCCCGAACUCAAUGAUGAUGGCACCCAAGACUCUCCGAUCGACAUCAAUGCUCUCCUCCAAACAUUAGACCAACAAGCAGAAUCCGAGAUUAGGGACGAUUGGGCCUUGGAGCGCGAAAUUGAAAUUUCCCGCCUGGAAAAGGAGAACGAGGAGCUGCGUAAAAUGCUGGGCAUCGACUCUGCCUCGCUGAGCGAAAAGGGCAUAACACUUGAUCUCGAGCGGGAAGAGAGUGGACGAAUCUACACCUCGCUUUCCGUGGCAUCUCGGAAGCGGAGCGAGUCAUCUUCUUCUGGUUCGCGUAUGAGCCCGUGGUCCUUUGACAUUGAUGUGCCACAAGAGCGGGAGAGCAACCCUUGGAGUGGAUGGGAGUCGCAGCCUCAACAACAGCCCCAGCAACAACCCCUGCCACCGCCGCCGCCUCAACGACAACAAACACAGCAGCGGCUUCAGCCACAACAUCCUCCUCAACUCGGUAGUGGUCUGCGCAUGCAAGAUCCCAUAUACUCCAAUCAGCUACCAUACGCCAAGACCAUGCGACGACCCGCUAAUCUGUUCUCGCCAAAUCCUGGGCCUGCGCCACCAGUAAGCGUGGGCUCAAGCGUGGGUUGGGCGCAGUCGACACCGUCCAAACUUGACCGUUGGACGUCGCCCAAUAUGGCGGAUUUCAACCAUUAAAUCGUGGUAGUUGUUUCGUCACAACGUUGUAUCCCUAGACUCUUGAUACCCUUCUUGCUUUGACAGUACUCUGCUUACUGCGACGUCUAUUCAAUGGCAUAUGAACUACACUGCAUAGUUAUGCUCGGCCCUGGAGUUGUCACAACACGUCAGUUCGAAUGUGCAAUUUGCAAAUGUCGGACAACUACUCUGUGACCGGACACAGACCAAUUUCACUACGAUCGCCCGUCCGUCGGACUGAGUCUCUUUGGAGGGUGGUGACGGUAAUCCGCAGGACAGGUGACUCACAGCAAUGUCUCGAAUCGUAGAACUGGCUUCCAGUGGCUUGCUGUGAUCAAGGCUUCUAAAAUCACCUGCCUUUCACUUGUCACCAUCCUGCCACUAGUGUAACAAGACGUUUU
Molecule: messenger RNA, 1771 nt
Organism: Suillus clintonianus
Lineage: Eukaryota; Fungi; Basidiomycota; Agaricomycetes; Boletales; Suillaceae
Exons: 5
Coding region: 192-1370 (392 amino acids)
Source: RefSeq, a predicted model, not a curated record